AUGUAUAGGGCAUACGCGGACAAUGCUGGUUUUGAUGUUCGUCUGCACGCCAAAAAAACAAACAAGAACGGAGACAUACAAACAAGAUGGUUUGUAUGUAAUAGGGAGGGAACAACAAACAAAAAGUUUUUUGAUUCCAUGGAUAUUCAGUUUGGUGAAAGGAGAUACCGUAACACGAACCUUAAACGGUGUGGAUGUAAUACAUGCAUAAAAAUCCAUUUGAAAAAGGAUAAGUCUGGUUACGAGAUAUAUGAGUUUGUCGAGGCACAUAAUCAUGCACUAUUCAAUACUAACGAUCGACGUUUCUCAAGGAAAAAUAGACAGAUGAAGUAUACGGAUUUCAAAAAUGUCCUGAAUAGCUCGAGCUACAAAGUCGGUGCGAUUAGGGCUCACCGUAUACAAACGACAUUGAAUGGUAGGUUUGAGCAUAAUCGAUAUUCUGAGAUCGACUUUAAGAAUUUCAAGAGAGAUGCAGUUGCGUGUGUUGGGAAAAAGGAUGCGAAGAUGUUGAUCAAUAAACUAUCCAAUAGGCGAGAUAUUGUUCCCGGUUAUUUUUUCGAGUACAAGUGCAAUGAUCAGGAGUUGGGUGCCAUUUUCUUGGCAGAUGAUGUCGCUAGAGUUAACUACAAAGAGUUUGGGGAUGUAAUUUCGUUCGACGGGACGUUUCACACCAACAAGCAUGCGAUGAUUUUUGUUCCCUUUUUGGCGGUUGACAAUCACAAAGCUUCGGUUAUUGUCGGAUCGGCGUUAAUAAGUGGUGAGACAAUUGAAAACUUUACAUGGGUUCUAAGAGCUUUCCUAAAAUGCCAUGAGAAGCAACCAGUUUUUGUGAUUACGGAUCAAUCUUCGGCGAUGAAGCAAGCCGUCCCGUUGGUCAGUGUCGCCCUAAAUCAAGAUCCUCUGUUCAAUAAGGUUAUUAACAAGCUCGUGUGGAACAUAAAUAUUGGCCCAUCGGAAUUCGAGACCAAGUGGCAAGAGAUGACCGAGCAAUACAAUUUAGGUGGUGAUCUGUGGUUCACAGAAAUGUAUGAAAUCCGCGCAUCAUGGAUUCCAGCGUAUUAUAAGGACACACCGAUGUCUGGUCUUAUGAAAAUGACAUCAAGAUUCGAGAGUUCGAAUUCGUGUAUUAACAUAUACGAAUCAUACUGGUUUGAUUUGGUUCAGUUCCUUAAUAAUUAUGACGUUGCUAUAGAGAAACAAAGGUACAAGCAAGCUGUGCAUGAAACAAUAACGAGGACAACGUAUCUAAAGUUGUUUAUUCCAUUGCAUUUAGAAAGUCAAGCAUCAAGGGUAUACAGUCGAAAUGUGUUCUUUGACAUCCAAAAGGAAAUAAAGAAGGCUGUAUGGUUUUGUCGUAUAAAGACUGUCGAAUGUCGGGGUGAUCUCAAAAUGUUCAUUAUAAGCCAUAAGAACAAGAAAUCGUUUGUCAACACCACGUAUCUGGUCUCUCGAAACUACCCAACCAACACGGUCGAAUGCGAGUGCAAUCUAUUCACGCGUAACGGGUAUCUGUGUCGUCAUGCAUUUAAGGUUCUAAUAAACGAYGAAGUUGAAAGUAUUCCGAACCAAUACGUUUUAUGUCGAUGGAAACAAAAUUUGGUCCCUGUUCAGAUACAAUCCGCUAGGGUUCGAUACGGUGAGGUGGAUGCGGAGAAGGGUAAGUCCAUAAUUGAUGUAUACUCCAAAGUCGACGACAUUAUAAGCAUCGCCCGGAAUGAUAAAUCGAUACUGACUAGAUUGGAGCAGACUCUCGACAAUUUCAUGGUUGAUAUCGAGAAAGAGGUACCGUAUGAAGACCUAUCCCAACAAAAGUUGGACGCGAUCAGAGAUCACCUUGGUGUUUCCAUACCAGAUGACGUGGACAUUCUACCACCAUCUGGAAUAAGGAACAAGGGUUGUGGUACUGGUAAGAGGUUGGUAAGCAUGUCUGAGAAAAUACAGUCUGUAAGCAAGAAAACCCGUCGAAAAUGUGCGACAUGUGGCCAACGUACCGGACAUGACUCACGUAAUUGCCCCGAAUUGAUAGAGUAA
This is a messenger RNA of Cynara cardunculus var. scolymus (artichoke), 2031 nucleotides long. Its product is annotated as protein FAR1-RELATED SEQUENCE 5-like. The transcript has 4 exons. NCBI's taxonomy places the organism in Eukaryota, Viridiplantae, Streptophyta, Magnoliopsida, Asterales, Asteraceae. Gene Ontology annotation, molecular function: zinc ion binding. Gene Ontology annotation, biological process: regulation of DNA-templated transcription. The record is from RefSeq and is a predicted model, not a curated record. Bases 1 to 2031 code for a protein of 676 amino acids.